UCUCUAUCCUUUCAUUGCACGGUAAAGAAGCUCACAUACUACCUCUUCUAGACCCUGCAGGUUUAUUGGUGUCUAUUUUCGGAAGUUAAGGAAUGGGGAGUGAAGAGAAUGUACAGUCAGAUUCAUUGAAGAAGGCCAACCCUGGCAAAGCUACAAUUCUGGCUCUGGGCAAGGCAUUCCCUCACCAGCUUGUCAUGCAGGAGUUUCUGGUUGAUGGGUAUUUCAAGAACACCAAUUGUGAUGAUCCAGAUCUCAAGCAGAAGCUAGCUAGACUCUGCAAGACAACAACCGUCAAAACAAGGUAUGUGGUAAUGUCGGAGGAAAUACUAAAGAAAUACCCUGAACUCGCCAUCGAAGGCCUCCCUACUGUAAAGCAGCGAUUGGAUAUCUGUAAUAAUGCUGUGACACAGAUGGCUAUUGAAGCUUCACAAAUUUGCAUCAAGAACUGGGGCAGGCCUAUGUCAGAAAUAACUCACUUAGUCUACGUCUCCUCAAGUGAAGCUAGGCUACCGGGUGGCGAUCUCUACCUUGCAAGAGGUCUUGGACUCAACCCUGAAACACAGCGUGUCAUGCUGUACUUCAUGGGUUGCUCUGGAGGCGUGGCUGGUCUCCGCGUCGCAAAGGAUAUAGCUGAAAACAAUCCUGGGAGUAGAGUUUUGCUGGCUACUUCUGAAACUACCAUAAUUGGAUUCAAGCCACCGAGUGCAGAUAGACCGUAUGAUCUAGUUGGGGUUGCACUGUUUGGGGAUGGUGCCGGAGCCAUGAUAAUAGGCACAGACCCAGUUUCAGAUAUUGAACAUCCACUAUUUGAACUUCACACAGCAAUCCAGAAUUUCUUGCCUGAAACAGAAAAAGUUAUCGAUGGCAGGCUUACAGAAGAAGGGAUCAGCUUCAAGCUAGCAAGGGAACUUCCCCACAUAAUUGAAGACAACGUUGAGGAAUUCUGUCAUAAGUUAAUGGGAAUUGCUGGUAUAGGAGAAAAGGAGUACAAUAAGUUGUUUUGGGCAGUUCAUCCAGGAGGACCUGCGAUAUUGAAUAGGAUAGAAAAGAGACUUGAUUUGCAGCCUGAGAAACUAAAUGCUAGCAGACGAGCUCUUAUGGACUAUGGUAAUGCUAGCAGUAAUACCAUUGUAUAUGUGCUGGAGUACAUGAUAGAAGAGUGCUUCAAGGUCAAGGAGAAAAAUGAGAGUUGUGAAUGGGGACUGAUACUUGCUUUUGGACCUGGAAUUACCUUUGAGGGAAUUCUGGCCAGGAACCUCACCGUCUAAAUAAAAUGUCAUGCCUCCAUGUAAUAACUUGGGUUCUCUCUAGAUAUCGUACCAGAGAUGCCUGUACUUGAAUCUUCCUAGGCCUAAGAAAUUGCAUUCUAUAACUUGAUAAUCCAUUUUGUUUUCUCUCUC
Molecule: messenger RNA, 1400 nt
Organism: Hevea brasiliensis (rubber tree)
Lineage: Eukaryota; Viridiplantae; Streptophyta; Magnoliopsida; Malpighiales; Euphorbiaceae
Product: type III polyketide synthase B
Exons: 2
Coding region: 93-1268 (391 amino acids)
Biological process (GO): polyketide biosynthetic process
Molecular function (GO): acyltransferase activity, transferring groups other than amino-acyl groups
Source: RefSeq, a predicted model, not a curated record